AUGAGUCGGCAAUACAAUGCGCAGAAUCAGUUUUUUGGUCGCGAUCCGCUGAAAGACUUGGAUCCGGCUAAGGUGCUAGCAGACGAACGUAGACGAUGUUUGAGCUCACUAAGCUUUGCCACCAUCGAUGCGCGACGUCAGGACAUAGCCACUGCUCACCAAGACACGUGCGAGUGGAUUUUCGAAAUCUCGCAGUUCCAGAGGUGGUGUGACAGAAGCGACCUCCAGAGCCACAACGGGGUGCUGUGGAUCAAGGGCAAGCCGGGAGCAGGCAAGUCAACGCUGAUGAAACACAUCUGGCAGAAUGGCUCACAGUUCUUCCGGGACCACGUCACUGUGGCAUACUUCUUCAAUGCACGAGGUGAAAAGCUCGAGAAGACGCCGUUAGGCAUGCUGCGCUCAAUAACGUGCCAGCUGCUUGAGCACGAUCUUCUAUACGAACGCUUUCUUCCCCACUUCCGCGACAAGGAGGAAAAACACGAGAGAUGGGAAUGGCGCGAAGCGGAGCUAAAGGAGUUUCUACGCCUGCAGGCAAAAACACCGCAGUUACAACCGCUGUUGAUCCACAUUGACGCCUUAGACGAAUGCCGGGAAGCUGACGUGCGGGAAGUUGUCGGUUUCCUCGAAGAGAUGAGUGUGUGUGCCGUCAAAGCCAACGUGACUCUCGACGUAUGUCUAUCGAGUCGCCAUUAUCCGACUAUUAGCAUGAAGAAGAACCUUGAUCUUAUUGUAGAGGAGAUUGAUGAACACGACUGUGAUAUUGCUCGAUAUGUCCACGACAAGCUCAGGGGACAAGACAAAGACAUCGAGGCCGAAGUCUUGCGCAAAGCAGGGGGGGUGUUUAUGUGGGUCGUACUCGUGGUGGCGAUGCUCAACGAAGCGUACGACGAGGGCAAGGUGGAAGCUAUGCAACAGAAGCUUAAUGAGCUGCCAGGCGAUCUUGAGGAAGUGUUCGACACUCUUUUGCACAAAGAUAACCCCGAUAAGCACGAGACGAUAUGUCUGCUGCAAUGGGUGUUGUUCGCGAAGCAAGCGCUGAGACCAGAAGAGCUGUGGAAGGUUGGGGUUGGGGUCCAGGCAACGAUCGUCAGGCGGGCCGUUGGGAAAGUAGCAGGCAUUGCAACCCCUCGGGAUACACUCAUUAAGACUCUCGUAAUAUGUACCAGCACAGAGGGCUGA
Molecule: messenger RNA, 1179 nt
Organism: Didymella exigua CBS 183.55
Lineage: Eukaryota; Fungi; Ascomycota; Dothideomycetes; Pleosporales; Didymellaceae
Exons: 3
Coding region: 1-1179 (392 amino acids)
Source: RefSeq, a predicted model, not a curated record